This is a messenger RNA of Erigeron canadensis, 1282 nucleotides long. Its product is annotated as fasciclin-like arabinogalactan protein 2. Bases 1 to 1212 code for a protein of 403 amino acids. Gene Ontology annotation, cellular component: plasma membrane. The transcript is spliced from 3 exons. The record is from RefSeq and is a predicted model, not a curated record. NCBI's taxonomy places the organism in Eukaryota, Viridiplantae, Streptophyta, Magnoliopsida, Asterales, Asteraceae.
AUGCCGAUGUUGCCGGCUCUCACUCUCUCCUUUCUUUUCCUCCUCUGUCUCUCCACCACAAUAAAUGCCCAUAACAUCACCCAUAUCCUCGACAAAAACCCAGAAUUUUCAACCUUCAACCACUACCUCACUCUCACUCACCUAGCGGGAGAGAUCAACCGUCGUCAGACCAUCACGGUCUGCGCGGUUGACAAUGCCGCAAUGUCCGCUUUGGUUGCCAAAGGCCUGUCACUUGUAACUAUAAAAAAUGUACUUUCUCUUCAUGUCUUUGCUGACUAUUUUGGAUCAAAAAAGCUUCAUCAAGUCACUAAAGGGUCAACCUCCACUGCCACCAUGUAUCAAGCCACUGGUGAAGCCCCUGGCACCACUGGUUAUGUUCAUAUUACUGAUGUUAAAGGUGGUAAAGUUCAAUUCACUCCAGAAGACAAUCCAUCCCAAACCGACGUCGUUUUUGUCAAAUCCAUCUUAGAAAUGCCAUACAACAUCUCUGUAAUCCAAAUAAGUUCAAUUCUAAACUCGCCAGAAGCCGAAGCACCAACUUCAGCACCAGACCUAAACUUAACAUCAUUACUACAAAGAGACGGAUGCAAAUCGUUUUACGAUUUAUUAUCAACAUCUGGAGCCAUAGGUACAUUUUUAAGUACAGUUGACGGGGGAGUAACUGUGUUUUGUCCAAGUGAUGAUGCCAUUACUGCCUUUGCACCAAAAUAUAAAAACUUAACGGCAGACCAAAAAACGUCUCUGUUAUUAUACCAUGGUGUUCCGGUUUAUAAUUCAAUGGGGAUGCUGAGAUCAAGUAAUGGGUUGAUGAACACGUUGGCUACGGAAGGCAAAAAUAAGUACGAUUUCACCGUGCAAAAUGAUGGUAAUGAUGUGAAGUUGAAGACUAAAGUGGUGACUGCAACAAUUACAGGUACAGUUGUUGAUGAUGAACCUGUUGCGGUUUAUAAGAUUGAUAAGGUUUUGAUGCCACGUGAGUUGUUUAAGGGUGCAGUGGUGGAGGCGGAUGAGCCAGCGCCAACACCUAAGGCCGCAAAAAUGAAAAAGAAGGCGACGAAGAAGGGGGAUAGCGUGGAAGCGGAAGCACCUGGGCCGGACUCUUUGGAUGACUAUCAUGAUGAUGAUGCAGCGGAUCAAAAGGCUAAUUCUGGUGAGAGGGUGGUGGCAUCAAUGGUUUUAGCUUUGGUUCUCGCUGUCACAUUCAUUUUGUAAAUAACUUUUUUUCCUCUUAUUCAUUCGUAAUGUUAUUCAUUCACAUAAUCAGAGAGAGCUCCAUCUUUAA